Messenger RNA from Kalmanozyma brasiliensis GHG001, 915 nucleotides. RefSeq names its product Mitochondrial substrate/solute carrier. Gene Ontology annotation, biological process: transmembrane transport. The coding region runs from base 1 to 915 and encodes 304 amino acids. Lineage: Eukaryota; Fungi; Basidiomycota; Ustilaginomycetes; Ustilaginales. The transcript is spliced from 2 exons. The record is from RefSeq and is a predicted model, not a curated record.
AUGACGACGUCGCAACCGAAACCGUUGCCGUUCUACGCGCAGUUCACGGCGGGCGCCAUCGCCGGCGUCACGGAGCUCCUCUGCCUCUACCCGCUCGAUGUGGUCAAGACGCGCAUGCAGCUGCAAACCAAGGCGGCGGCGGGCGCCGAACACUACAAUGGCAUGCUCGAUGCCUUUCGCAAGAUCAUCGCUAGCGAAGGUGCGGGACGAUUGUAUCGCGGCUUGGUGCCACCUCUGAUGCUCGAGGCGCCCAAACGAGCGGUCAAGUUUGCAGCCAACGACUUCUGGGGCAAAACAUACCGCAAUCUCACCGGUCAAGAAAAGAUGACCCAAUCUCUGUCGCUUCUGACGGGAUGCAGUGCGGGUGCCACCGAAUCCGUCGUCGUCGUCCCCUUUGAGCUGGUCAAGAUUCGACUUCAGGACAAGGCACAGGCGCACCUCUACACGGGACCCAUGGAUGUGGUGUCCAAGAUCAUCAAGGCGGAUGGCAUCUUGGGGCUCUAUGCAGGACUGGAGAGCACUUUUUGGCGUCACGUGCUGUGGAACGGUGGCUACUUUUCCGUCAUCUUCGGUCUGAGGGCGCAGAUGCCCAAGGCAAACGGCAAGGCGGAACAGCUCAGGAACGACUUCAUCUGCGGUGCUGUCGGCGGUACGGUGGGUACCGUGCUCAACACCCCUGCCGACGUGGUCAAGUCGAGGAUCCAAAACACCCCCAACGUCAAGGGUGUGCCGAGAAAGUACAACUGGACCUUCCCAAGCAUGGCCCUCAUCGCCAAGGAGGAAGGCUUCGGCGCGCUCUACAAGGGGUUCACACCCAAGGUGCUCAGGUUGGCACCCGGAGGAGGUGUGUUGUUGCUCGUGGUCGAGGUCGUGCUCUCCCAGUUCAGGACGGCGUUGGGUCCUCCUUACAUUUAA